CUUUUUAAGGGAAGUACAUCCCCAUAAAAGAAGUGUUUUUUUUUUUAUUUAUUUUUCUCGUUUUAAUUUUUUUUUUAGGUCUAAAAUGAAGUUCAAAAGGAGGGAAACCCUUAAACCCUAAAGCCUGUCUCUCCGUCUCCCCGACACUCUCUUUCCCUCUCCACAUUUGCUCUCUAAAUACUACCAAGCAGAGGCUCUUGGGUGAGAGUGGCGGACUGUGGAGUGGCCUUCUAACCUUUCUCAGAAUCCAAUGGCGAAGCUUCUUCAGAACGCUUUUUCUCUCAAGCACUCUCUAUUAGCCGCAGAGGGUAUGAGAAAAGGGAUGUUGCGACCAUCCUUCCAGUUAUGCAACUUUUCUGCUAAAGCUAAAAAGAAAACAAAGUCAGAUGGAAAUGACUCAAAUGGAGAGAAUAUGUCCAAGAAAGAGCUGGCCCUACAGCAAGCGCUGGAUCAGAUCACUACCACCUUUGGAAAAGGAUCAAUCAUGUGGCUUGGUCAGUCUGUCUCUGCUAAUCAAGUUCCUGUAGUUUCUACAGGAUCUUUUUCUUUGGACAUAGCAUUGGGAAUUGGUGGACUUCCAAAGGGACGUGUUGUGGAGAUAUUUGGUCCAGAAGCUUCUGGGAAAACGACUAUUUCUUUACAUGUAAUUGCUGAAUCACAGAAGCAAGGAGGUCAAUGUGUUUUUGUUGAUGCUGAGCAUGCUCUUGAUCCUGCACUCGCGAGGGCUCUUGGAGUAAAUACUAAUAAGUUGCUACUCUCACAACCAGAUUGUGGUGAACAAGCUCUUAGUCUUGUAGAUACCCUUAUUCGGAGUGGUUCUGUUGAUGUUGUUGUUGUGGACAGUGUAGCUGCCCUUGUCCCUAAAGGUGAACUUGAUGGUGAGAUGGGUGAUGCACACAUGGCAAUGCAAGCUAGACUGAUGAGCCAAGCGCUUCGCAAAUUGAGCCACUCUUUAUCUUUAUCACAAACUAUUUUGAUCUUUAUAAAUCAGGUGAGGUCAAAACUAUCUACUUUUGGAUUUGGUCCCAGUGAAGUUACUUGUGGUGGUAAUGCCUUGAAGUUCUAUGCUUCAAUACGCCUAAAUGUUAGGAGAAUUGGUCAAGUCAAAAAGGGAGAAGAGAUUAUUGGUAGUCAAGUUCAGGUGAAGAUCAUAAAGAACAAGCAUGCCCCUCCUUUCCGAACUGCACAAUUUGAGCUCGAGUUUGGUAAAGGGAUAAGUCGUGAAUCAGAGAUCAUAGACUUGGGACUCAAACACAAGUUCAUAGCGAAGGGUGGAGGUGCUAUGUACAAUAUGAAUGGUCAGAGCUUUCGUGGCAAGGAUGCUGUCAAGAAGUACCUGAUAGAGAAUGAAAGUGUACUGGAGGAAAUUAUGAUGAAGCUCAGAGAAAAGCUGAUGAAUAUGGAGUCAAAUGAUGAAACAGAUGAUGUGGACGGAGACACAACUGAAGAUAUUAGUGAUGAAGAAGUAGCUGCAGUCGAGGCAUAAGCACUUGCAUUAAGAUGUAAAUUGGAUUAUCUCACUUCUCCAGGCCUGGUCUCAUGUCAUGUGCCAUCUUACCAUUGCCCUUAUUAAGUGGCCGGGUGAUGUUGUGGGUUGUCCAUGAACCCUAAUUGAUGCAAGUGUUGGGAUGUCCUUCAAUCUUUUGUUCUCAUGCCAUCCGUACUUAUGGUCUGGCAUAAUUUUUCAAGACCACACCUACUAAGUAUAUAAUUUUCAUGCUACAUAUUUUAGGUCAUGUAAUGGAUUAGAGUUUUGUGGGCACAAUUGGAACAACUUGAAGAAUGUACAGCCCUUGUUCAAUUUACUGGAACCAUCUCUAUUGCUAAUUAGUAAUAGUUCAGCUGCAUCCUGUAUAUCACAAAUUUUGCAUUUUAUAUGUUAUGGAGGUUCAUGAAGCAAAAACAAAAAUUACAUUUAUAUUUUUCCUCCUUUAUUUAUAUUUAUAUUUUUA
This is a messenger RNA of Cornus florida, 1952 nucleotides long. Its product is annotated as DNA repair protein recA homolog 3, mitochondrial-like. The transcript is spliced from 8 exons. Gene Ontology annotation, molecular function: single-stranded DNA binding; ATP-dependent DNA damage sensor activity; ATP binding. Gene Ontology annotation, biological process: DNA repair. Lineage: Eukaryota; Viridiplantae; Streptophyta; Magnoliopsida; Cornales; Cornaceae. The record is from RefSeq and is a predicted model, not a curated record. The coding region runs from base 251 to 1486 and encodes 411 amino acids.